GUCGAGCCUUAUUGUCAAUACCGAAAGUAACAGAAAUAUCGAGGAUGUCUUACAUUUCUUUGUUGUUAUGAUAAUGAUGGUAGCUGUAAGUAUGUAUCCGCAAUAGUUUUGGGGAGUUAAAAGACUUGACAUCGCCUGAGCUGAAAAAAUGGCUAAUACAUCCAGCUAGUGUGGCGUAUGGCAGCAGCCAACAGGAUGACAGAUACAGCAGAGAGCACAGUCAACAUGGAGGAUUUUUUCAAAACGGUGGGGGAGGUAAGAAGCCUCAUUGAAAAAAUAUCCUGUCAAGCAGAGGAGGUGGAGAGAAGACAGGGCGCCAUCAUUUCCACUCCAAAACAAGACAAGAGAAACAAAGACGAGCUGGAGCUGCUGAACAAUGAGACCAAGAAGAACGCCAACUUGGUCCAAGCCAAGUUAAAAUCAAUACAGAAGGACUUGCCUGUGGAUGAGAACAGUAAAAGUGCCUCAGUUAUCCAGCGUAUUCAGAAGAAUCAGCACUCUCACCUGACUCGGUGGUUUGCUGAAGUCAUGAGGGGCUACCAUAAGGUGCAAAUCUCCUACCGAGAGAAAUGCAAAGCACAAAUUCAGAGACAGCUGGACAUUGUGGAUAAAGUGACUACAGAUGAAGAGUUGGAGGAGAUGCUGCAUUGUGACAAUCUUGCCAUCUUCAUAUCUGAUAUCAACCCUGACGCUCGAAUUUCAAGCCAAGCUCUGAGUGAGAUCGAAUCUCGUCAUCAGGACAUCAUCUGCCUCGAGUCCAGCAUCAAAGAGAUGCAUGAGAUACUAGCUGACACUGCUAUGCUGUUGGAGAUUCAGGGGGAGUUGAUCAACAACAUAGAAAAGAAUGUGACGAGUGCUGCAGAGUAUGUAGACAUGUCCAAAGCAGAAAUCGAUAAAGCAGUCACAUACAAGAAAAACCCACACAAGAUAGCAUCUCUCCCGAGCUUCUUCAAGCCCUUCAAGAGGAAAACCGCUGCUAAAAGUGCUACUGAUCAAAACACCUCAGAUUUACAUCAUGACUGAACUCCUGAACCUGUUUGAACAUUGACUGCACCAAACAUCCUGAUUAACAUCAAAGCCUGUGCUCGAUGGAACACACUUUUCAUCUAUUUUAUGGUACAGUGCCUGUCUGCCCCCUCAAAUGCCUUUUUUUCUAAAGGGUAAUGAGGAAGCUGUUAAGUUUAACUUGAAUAAUGAAUUUGAAUUUGAACUGCUAUGAUGUUGACCUGUCAAAUGAAAGUGACAAGAUGCUGUGGACAAGCCUUGCAAGCCAGCUUAUAAGGCUACCUGUGGACUGUCAAAAGGACAAAUAAUGCAUACAACCUAAAAAAAAAUCUGAUUUUAAACCUAUUUGUCAAUCGGUGUUUACAGAUUUGCAAUCCUCAGACUUUAGGUUUCAGACAUGGCAUAACUGCUCAUUUUCCAUUACAAUAAUUAACUUGGUUAAAAUAAUCAUUUAACACAUCGACCCAAGCUACAUUUUUAGAUGCCAAACACCUGGUUUGAUUUGUUUAUUUUUUCACUCACUCAGUUAGCCACUGUUCCCCUUAGUGGCCAGUAGGUGGCAUGACAGCAUAAGAUGCAACUCUGAACCAGGAUCAUUUACCUUCCUGUAUUUAAGCAGUCCUGCUGAACUUCUGGUGUUUUUGUCUGAUACUGUGUGUUUUACUAAUGCAAUAUAAUGUGAUAUCAUGUUGUCUAAUACUCAGAAAGAAAUGUGUGUAAUGUUUUAGGAUAAACUAAGACCAUGCCAAUCCUAAAAUAAACCUACUGGACAUAA
Molecule: messenger RNA, 1780 nt
Organism: Siniperca chuatsi (mandarin fish)
Lineage: Eukaryota; Metazoa; Chordata; Actinopteri; Centrarchiformes; Sinipercidae
Product: syntaxin-2-like
Exons: 9
Coding region: 178-1023 (281 amino acids)
Biological process (GO): synaptic vesicle fusion to presynaptic active zone membrane; intracellular protein transport; exocytosis
Cellular component (GO): endomembrane system; presynaptic active zone membrane; plasma membrane
Molecular function (GO): SNAP receptor activity; SNARE binding
Source: RefSeq, a predicted model, not a curated record